UACUAAUCCCUUUCUCAUAUUUCAUCCAGGAAUAUUUCCAUCAAUUUUUCCUAAUGAAGAAGGAGUCACCACUCCUUACCCAGGGGGAAAGGAAAUAGUUCCUGCAGCAUUUCCACCUGAAUGGGAAAGGCCAACUAUUCGAGCAGAUUCAUGCCGUGUACAGCCCCCACUGCAGGGUACGUGAUGGGGUUAACUGCCUCAUCUCCCCAGGAAAGUCCAAAUGGAAUAAGUACACUUUGACCUAUGGGUGCUUGUUGUUAAGGCCCAGGGGAUGUGUGGGGUGA
Galeopterus variegatus (Sunda flying lemur) is the source of this 284-nucleotide messenger RNA. RefSeq names its product matrix metalloproteinase-26-like. Lineage: Eukaryota; Metazoa; Chordata; Mammalia; Dermoptera; Cynocephalidae. The record is from RefSeq and is a predicted model, not a curated record. The transcript has a single exon. The annotation marks the transcript as partial.